UCGAGUCACGAAACAAAUACAUACCAUCAUGAAGAUGGAAGAAAGCAUCAAGGACGAGCAAAGCCCGCCGUCGCCAGCGCGCGGCUGCUACGCUGGGGGCGACAGCAGCGACUUGGAGGACCUCGGGGACGACUUGUCGGACGACUCCAAUGGUGAGCUUUCUCCGGGGCUGCACGGUCCCGCUGAAAUGAUCCCGUGCCACGACAACCUGCACGGGGGCGGCCAGUCCCGCAGCAGAGCGUGGGGCCGGCAUUCGAACGGCGACAACGAGAACUCCAGUGACGUGAACCUGCACGAAGGCGACUACGGUAGCAGCGCCGCGUCCGGAGCAGCAGGACUCGUCACCGAAGCCAGCCGAGGUCCGUCGGGGGGACUACGGAAAGGCUUCAGCAACAGCAGGGAACGCUGGCGGCAGCAGAACGUCAGCGGUGCGUUUGCAGAGCUCAGAAGGAUCGUUCCAACGCACCCGCCCGACAAAAAGCUCAGCAAGAACGAAAUUUUGCGUCUAGCCAUCAAGUACAUCAAGCUUCUCAACGACGUCCUUGAGUGGCAGAAGCGGCAGGAUAAUAAUUGUCACAACGGAGUCACGGGCUCCGAUUAUGAUGGCGAUAUCUCAGCUGACUUGGGAAAAAAUAUUCAUUGCCUUGAGAAUCCGCGUCAUGAAUCAGACGCAGCUACCGAUGGGGUAAAUCAGAUUAAAAAACAAAUCAUGACCAACGGCUAUGACUCAAUUGCAACUGUAGAUGCCAAUGGUAAUCAUAAUGCAAGUGUGAAAUUUGUUCAGCGAUGUUCCUCUUCUUCUUCGUCUUGUUCUUCCUUCCGCACAACUCCGUCACCUCCCGAUGCCAGUCCACCCCGGAACGCACACAAUUGUCAGAUGAAAGUUAACGAAACCCACCUAAAUUCUGUCACCAGCACGUCAGCUCCAUCAAAGGAGGUUCGCUGCUCCGUUUCCACGUUCCGACCUUCCUCCUCAGCUUCAAUGUUGCUCAGCGUGGAUAAAUCAGUCUCUCCAGAAAUCUGCAUAGUACCAUCAGAAGCUUCAAAUAGUCAUCAACGACCCGCUGCAAAUAUUAUUGCUCAAACCGCAUCUCUUUUUCGGUCUGGUCGCCGCAUCGCUGCUUCUCCGAGUUUCAUGAAAAUCAUGCACCCAGUGGAUAGAGAAAUAAUUGGGGGAACAGACAUGCGUUCACACCCUGCAUCGAAAACCACGAAAACAAAUAUCAAAGUAAUUUCGUUUGAUUCUUCUGGAAUGUGCGAUAAACAAGAUUAUCCAGAAAUUUCGCACCAAGAGACCACGACAAUUAAAGUGGGUGCAGCGCAUCUUUGUAGCAUUGGGGGAUUAAAUAAGAGCGAGCAGUCAAACUCACUCUGUAACGAACCUCUCUCGAAGCCGUCUCUCAUUUCAUCGUUGGCUGCUCCCCGACCCUCGUUUGUGAUGACAACCUCCGCCCCCCGCGCUUGCGCCGAGCCUGUCCCGCGUUCGCGGACCGAAUCAAUAUCAUGUGCUUCGUCGACUCCCCCCGCCGCACAAAGGGGUACAGAAAAUGGCCGCCAUGCUAAAACUGAGAGUUCAGGAGCUUCCACAGUUCGCCAUCAUCCUUAUUUUGUGUCAGUCAAGUUAGCACCUCAUGAUGGAUCGUUAAAUUACCCAAAGCAGGAUUGAAUGAACGUUGUCACCACUGCAGAAAUAUGGAUUGGCCCGCGGAAUUUUGUGCCACUAGAUACCUUUUAUCUUGUAACGAUAAUAUCUGCACGGAAUUAUUGGAAAUAGUGCAAGCCUGUUAAUUGUGGGAACUUCCAAUUCUACCGUGCACAAUAUAACUUCUAGAUGAAUAGUGAAUCUAUAAUUUAAAAACCCCCUGUUAAGUUUUUUUCGAUCAUCUUCCGCAUUUCAAAACUUUUUCUUGUGACUAGCUCAUUAGUCGUCAUUUAAAGAUACACUUCUGCAUGUUUGCUUUGAUAAUCACCUCGUAUAUACUAAGCCACUUGUAACUAUUUUUGUUAUCGUAACUAUUGUUCGGAGAUGUUGCUACAGAUUUCACGAGAUCGAAUAUCAAAUGAGCUUCCAAUACCUCAUUAUUGGCGUGCAGUUUUUAACACAAAUUCACAACAAAGAAGCAAUUCUUGAGAUCCUCGCUGAAAAAAUAUUGAUUUCGUCAGUAACCGUGCGUACGUAUACUAGCUGUGUGUAAUAGCCUUGCUGUUAUAGUUGCUGGUUUGCGUAAAUUUUCGGUUUUCUGAGUGUUUUUUUUAAGCACCUUGAUUUUUUAUUAUUAUUAUUUUUUAAUUUGUGGAACGUGUAAGCUUUCAAAUGUUCUUCAUAGCUAAUUAUUACGAGAAUAAAAGUUAAGAUAAUCGAUAAGACAUUUGAACCAAAUGUUGGUAAUUUAUUUGCAAAAUAUCAGCCUACAGAUGAGUGGAAUAUAAAAUUAAUAGCGUAUACUUUACACAGGUUCUUGACGCGCUGUCAAAUU
Hyalella azteca is the source of this 2477-nucleotide messenger RNA. RefSeq lists its product as uncharacterized. Gene Ontology annotation, biological process: regulation of transcription by RNA polymerase II. Gene Ontology annotation, molecular function: DNA-binding transcription factor activity, RNA polymerase II-specific; protein dimerization activity; RNA polymerase II cis-regulatory region sequence-specific DNA binding. The record is from RefSeq and is a predicted model, not a curated record. Lineage: Eukaryota; Metazoa; Arthropoda; Malacostraca; Amphipoda; Hyalellidae. The transcript is spliced from 3 exons. Bases 29 to 1666 code for a protein of 545 amino acids.